Molecule: messenger RNA, 4389 nt
Organism: Betta splendens (Siamese fighting fish)
Lineage: Eukaryota; Metazoa; Chordata; Actinopteri; Anabantiformes; Osphronemidae
Exons: 24
Coding region: 276-3854 (1192 amino acids)
Biological process (GO): signal transduction
Source: RefSeq, a predicted model, not a curated record
UAUUCAAAAUUUGUCUGAUUCUAAAACUAAAAAGGUCCAGUUCCUGGAUAAUCAUUUCUAAAAAAUAGGGGUUUCCCGGCUAAUGCCAACAUUUGCAUGUUCUAAAUCUUACCAAGCAACUUUCACUUGAUGCAUGUGCUUCUCUUACGUUUGAGGUGUGUGUGUGUGUGUGUGUGUGUGUGUGUGUGUGUGUGUGUGCGUGUGUGCGCACGCGUGUGUGUGUGUGUGUGUAAUUUGAUGUUCUGGUUACUCACUGAUGCAGCACGUAUAAAAGCAUGAAGGAGCAGAACAGCACAGACAGACAGGGACUGAACCCACUGCAGCGCUCUCACUUCUCUAAGCUAAUGAACGCUUUACGACUCCUCCUCGUCCUCCUGGCGGCGUGCGCAUCAGAAUGUUCAGUCAAACACAAUUGUGAGGACUAUGACAUGGAGUCCUUUCUCCUGCUGGAGGGUGAAGCCUUUUAUUUUGUGCCGUACAUCGUUAAAUACCUCAAACAGCCUUUAAAUGUCACCUGGUACAAGAAUGCAUCCAAGGUUGAGUUCAUCUCAGCUGAUGUGAAGGACAGGGUCCAUUACCAGGACUCGGCGCUCUUCCUCUUAGACCUCGUCCCUGAGGACUCUGGGGUGUACGUGGCAAGGAUUGUGGAGCCAUCAGGACAGUGUAGCAACGCUUUUCUAAAUGUCACCGUCUUCAAAACGAGCUAUAAAAACAACAGCGAUGUCUUCUACGGAAAAAUCCAGACUUCAGAUACGAAUCAGAUGCUCUCGUGUCCACAGAUUGUUAAGAAAACAUGUGAUGACCUAAAGGGAAACUUCACCUGGUAUAAGGACUUCAGUCUUAUUAAAGGUGAACAUCAAAACCUCCUGCGGGUUAAUUCAGCCGCCAAACAUCACGAGGGCGUGUACACAUGCGUGUGCAGCUGGACGCGUAAUGGCAAGGUUCAUGUGUCGUCAGGUUCCAGGAAGCUAAAUAUAAAAGAGCCAAUUCAUGGUGUGGAAUUCAUCUUUCCAGACAAACACAAUCCGGUUACUAAAGCAGGGCGAGUUCCUGGUUUGGAAUUCAUCCCCAACAAACACGAGCAGCUUGCUGAGGAAGGUUCUGAGCUCAAGCUCAACUGCUCGGUUUCCUGUGAAGCCAAAGACAAAACCUGCCGCGCCUCCUGGGACGUGAGUGAGCCGAUGGAUGGAUACAAACAAACCACUGAGAUAGCCACUGACCCCUCACACAACAUCACUGCCGUCCUGACCAUUGCCAAGGUGUCAGACAAGGACUUUGAGACUGAAUUCCAAUGCGUGACCUCGAAGGCAUCCACCACUGUGACUCUGAAACGAAAAGGGUCGGUGGUUCCAAUGGUGCUCCGAGGACUGUGUGUGCUGCUAUUCUGCCUCGUUGCUGCCGUGCUGGUGAGAUGCUUCGCCCUGGACCUCGCCCUCGUCUUCAGGCCCUGCUUCCCAGGGAGCAGUCGCAGCAAAGAUAUGAAGCUGUACGACGCCUACGUGGUUUACCAGACGGAGAACCUGGACAAGAGCAUGGAGGACGCCCUCGGCCGGUUCGUCAUGAGCACGCUGCCCUCGGUGCUGGAGGAAAAGUGUGGCUACCGACUCUUCAUCCAUGGGAGGGACGACAAACCGGAGGAAGAUAGUCUGGAGCUGGCGGAGGGUCGCAUGAAGCAGAGCAGGAGACUGAUCGUCAUCCUCACACAGUGUGAGGCCACAGAGAAAAGUGCUGUGACCACCGACUCAGAGAUGCAAGGGUUUGACUGGCAGGUUGGACUGAAGCAAACUCUGGUGCAGAAGGACAAGAAUGUAAUUCUGAUUGAACUGGAGGAUCUCAGGCUUAAAGGGCAUGCGCGCCUCUGCCUGAACAGGCUGCUUCACCCCAGCGGCCCCAUCAGGUGGCAGGAGGGCUCUCAGGACGCCGCUGCGUACAACUCCUACUUCUGGAAGAGGGUGCGCUACCUGAUGCCUGCCGUACCCGUCAGCAGGUGCCCAGCCUCUGCUCUACUGCACAGUUGUAUUGUUCUUAUAGAAGAUGAAUUAAGGCAGCCUGUCUUCUGCCCCCUGUUGUAUCAUUAUCAUUGUAUCAUCACGAGUCACUUCUUUAAACUGUUCUUUCUCUGGGGUCAAAGGCUUCUUUUUGUUUGCUUAGUUGUGGCAAUAACAUCAAUCAUUUCUUUAAACCACUCAGAAAGCCAGGAUUGGGUUCAGGAUCAGCCUUUGUGUGAGAACUCUGACAUGGAGUCCUUUCUCCUGCUGGAGGGUGAAGCCUUUUAUUCUGUGCCGUACAUCGUUAAAUACCUCAAACAGCCUUUAAAUGUCACCUGGUACAAGAAUGCAUCCAAGGUUGAGUUCAUCUCAGCUGAUGUGAAGGACAGGGUCCAUUACCAGGACUCGGCACUCUUCCUCUUAGACCUCGUCCCUGAGGACUCUGGGGUGUACGUGGGAAGGCUCGUGGAGCCAUCAGGACAGUGUAGCAACGCUUUUCUAAAUUUUACCGUCUUCAAAACGAGCUAUAAAAACAACAGCGAUGUCUUCUACGGAAAAAUCCAGACUUCAGAUACGAAUCAGAUGCUCUCGUGUCCACAGAUUGUUAAGAAAACAUGUGAUGACCUAAAGGGAAACUUCACCUGGUAUAAGAACUUUACUCUGAUUCAAGGUGAACACAACCCUAACCUGUGGAUUAUGAAGGCGACCCGACGCGACCAGGGCAUCUACACCUGUGUUUGUAGCUUCACUUAUAAUAACAGGACGCACAUCUCGUCAGGCUCCAGGUUGCUGUCAAUGGAAGAGUCAGGAGGAGCCAGCUACAAUAUAAUGAUCCUCUCUCCAACCAGCGAGAAGCAAAUAUGUGACGAAGGCGCCGAGCUCAAACUCAACUGCUCAGUUUUGUGUGGCAUUAACGUUGACAUUUGUGAAGCUCGUUGGUACAUCAACGGAAAACGCAUCAACCACAUGGACGGAUACAAUCAGAGCACUGUUAUAACCAGUGGUACACAAACUAUCACCACUGCCUUCCUCACCAUCCACAAAGUCUCUGCUGAGGAUUUCCUCUCUGAAUUUAAAUGCAACGGCAACAACAGGUUCAAAGAGAACUCCACCACUUUAACUCUAGAAAGAAGAGGGUCUCUCGUCCCACUGCUUGUUGGGAAGCUGUGCCUACUGUGUUUGUGUGUGUUCACUGUCAUGCUGUUCAAGUGCUUCCUUAUCGACCUCACUCUGUUCUUCAGGACCUGCGUUCCAGUGAGAGCUUACAAAAAAGAUGCAAGGACGUACGACGCCUACGUGGUUUACCAGACAGAGAACUUGGACCAGGCCACGGAUGACGCACUCGGCCGGUUCGUCAUGAGAACUCUGCCCUCGGUGCUGGAGGAAAAGUGCAGCUAUCGACUCUUUAUACACGGCAGAGACGACCUUCCUGGACAAGACCUCAUGGAGCUGGUGGAGGAGCGCAUGAAGGAGAGCAGGAGGCUGAUGAUCAUCCUCAGGCUGGACUCGGUCUCGCAACCUCGGGUCGAGGAGAAAGCCACCCCGGUCCAGAACUACAUGGGAGGUUUUGACUGGCAGGUGGGGUUCCACCACGCGCUGAUGCAGACCGGGGUGAAGGUGAUUUUGAUCCAGCUUGGGGACACAGGGCCCCAGGGAUACGCCGACCUGCCCCUCAGCCUUCAGCACCUGAUCCGUAAGAAUCCUCCCGUCAAGUGGCCAGAAGGCUGUGAGGCUGCUGCGGCGCUGAACUCACGCUUCUGGAAGAAGGUGCGGUACUUGAUGCCUGCCGUGCCGGCCAGAAAGUGUGUGCGCCGUUCAAAGAAGACGGUGCCUAAAGGCGGACGAAAGAUCAUGUCAGUGUUUUAGCAGCUGCACUUGAAGCUUGACGUUCCAGAAGACAUUCUACAUUUGAAAGAUUCUGACUGACUCGUGGUGCCACUGAACAGAACGUCAGCAUCUUCUUAACGCGCUACAUCGUCACCCUGUCUUCAAGUUCAAGUAGCUGCUUAUGUAAUACAUACUGUAAUAACAGUGUUUCAGCAUGUUUGUAUAUUAGACAAGCUGCUGCUUCUGUAUUGUGCUUUGACUUAAAAGAAAAAACAAAUUGUGUUAUGAAAAUUGAAUAUUUUAAUAAACAAAAUGUGCAAAAGCGUUUACUAUUGAUGGCCUGUGUCCAGAGAAAACCGGAAAAAGCGGCAGUAUUGUGUGUUGUGACUGAAAAUGGCCAAAUCCUACAACACACAGAAUGCAUUGCACUAAGACAAACCUCCCGACCUGCUGUGAUUGAACGUACCUGGCUGAGGGCUUGUUACUUCUCCGGUUUGCCAGCGUUUGUUAAAAUAUAACCUUUUGUUUAAAAUAAUUUCCAAUGUGUUUCAAUAAAGACGUUGGUUGAGUCGUU